AUGAAGUUAGAGCCACUGCACCUCGGUUGUAUCUGGGAGAAAGCCAUGUUUGCCGCAGCACAUGUGCCUAAAAGCACGACCAUAUUUUACAGGUUUCUAUGCCCCAGCCAUCGGAAAAUUGUCCGAGAUUGCGUCCUUAUUGCAGGUUUCACGAAACCCCGGUUGUCUAAAUGCUCUGCUGGGCAACUUCCUCGCAGAAUGGCCUCAUCCAGCGUAAAACUUUCGAUGACAUCUUCGCCUACUAAGUCGAGGUCAAAGCCGUCGGUGCCUAGGCCUAGUUCAAGCGUAAUUCUCGUGUCUCCUAAGAAUGAGAUUCUUCUCCUUCACCGUGUCAAAACCUCGACAUCGUUUGCGUCAGCCCACGUCUUCCCUGGGGGAAACCUCUCUAAACAGGAUGGACCUUGUCCUCCUUCUAAGGACCCCAAAAGCCACGACGACGGUCCCUGGUACCGACAUGCAGCACUCCGAGAACUCUUCGAAGAAAGUGGAAUCCUACUAGCCAAGGACCAGGCCACUGGGAAGAUGUUAGUUGUCCCGGAAGAGGAGAGAGAAAGAGGCCGACGGUCGAUUCACAAGUAUGAGACGACCUUCUCUGAAUGGUUGAAAAAGCAGAAUCCUGCGGCGAUUCCUGAUACAGAGCAACUGAUCCCUUUCACGCGAUGGAUCACCCCUACGAAUGCACCGAAGCGGUACUCCACGCAGAUGUACCUGUACUUACUCCCUUUGCCUCUAGAAUCGGAGAAGCCGCUUCUGGAUGAACUCCCUCUGGAAGGAGAGCGAGAGGAGAUCCAAGUCCCGUCAAGCGACGGCGGGAUUGAAGUCACCGAAGCCAUGUUCUUGCCUGCUUCGGAAUGGCUUCGCAUGGCUCGUCAAGGAGAGAUCAUACUAUUUCCCCCGCAAUUUCUCCUGCUCCAUCUUGUGGCUCAAUUCUUGGAUAUCGAGCCCCAUUCAACGAGUUAUAGCCUGGACGAUUUGCAAAACCAACGAACCAAGUUAAUCGACUUUGUACAUUCAGGUAGUCCCCCAUGGACUGAGAAAUGCAUAUCUCCCAAGAUGCUCAAAAUGACAUCUGAUAACCGGACAGUCCUGGGCUUGGAUCAUCCUGGACCGGAACUGAAAGAUACUGACCGACGAGGCGACCCUGACAGGGUUGUCCUGGUGCAGUUCACUCAAGGAUCUACUCGAAAUUUAGACGUGCGACGGAAGAAGGAGGUAUUCUCCGGUCAUCAAGAAAAGAAAAGCCAUCUGUAG
This is a messenger RNA of Aspergillus tanneri, 1251 nucleotides long. Its product is annotated as NUDIX hydrolase. NCBI's taxonomy places the organism in Eukaryota, Fungi, Ascomycota, Eurotiomycetes, Eurotiales, Aspergillaceae. The coding region runs from base 1 to 1251 and encodes 416 amino acids. The transcript is spliced from 3 exons. Gene Ontology annotation, molecular function: hydrolase activity, acting on acid anhydrides, in phosphorus-containing anhydrides. The record is from RefSeq and is a predicted model, not a curated record. Gene Ontology annotation, cellular component: mitochondrion.